AUGAUCUCCAUCCUUCAAGAACUAUCCCUCAAGAGAGACUUAGCAGUGCCACAGGAAGAGAUAAAGAAGAAGAAGAAGAAUGAGGAGAAGGAUGGGGAGGAACUGAAUGGGAACCGACUAUGUAAUAUUGUAGGCACGCACCACCCACGUCGUCCACCCCUCCGCGGAAGCCGGCGCUGCGUCGCCUCGUCCCCAUUAGCCACGUGGCCUGGAGCGCAGGGGCGGGGGCGCACGCGCCGACAACUGGGUCCGGCGUCGCGACGCCUGCGCGCGCCGCCGUUCGGAAAACAAAUUAACGCCGCGGCGCGGCGCGGCGCGGCGUUGCCGGCUUUGUGCCCGCGGCUCGCACCUCUUGCCCAAGGUCUGGGAACGGAAGGCGCCUACGGCUGUUCCCAGACGCCGCCGCGGAGAGCACUUAGACAAAGUCCGGAGGAGCAGCUUCGAAUCAUGCGGUGAUGAUGUAAGAAAGGAACGAAACUGAAAAUGUAGAAUUUGUAUUAAGCAUGUAUUUUUUACAUUGUAUAAAAAUUUCGUUGCAAGUUUCGAAAUGCCAAACUAGUCCUGUUAAUUUUAAUGCGAUAGCUUUGAACAUAUGGACUUCGUUAAGAAUAUUUGUUAUUUUAAGAAAGUCACGCUAAUUCUCAACAUUCGAAACGUAUGAACGUAAAGUAACUGAAAGAAAUAGGAGC
Molecule: messenger RNA, 689 nt
Organism: Gryllus bimaculatus (two-spotted cricket)
Lineage: Eukaryota; Metazoa; Arthropoda; Insecta; Orthoptera; Gryllidae
Source: the annotation of a GenBank genome assembly